UCUCUCUCUCUCUCUCUCUCUAUAUCUCUCUCUCUUACCGCGAAACUGAAUUCACAAACUCAGUCCUUUGCUACACUGCACUGCCUUCAUGGCCAACGACACACCUUCCACCACCACCACCCCUCUCCUCCGCCCCAGCCGGCGGUGGUUCAGCUCCCUCCGCCUCAAAACCACUCUCUCCGCCGAGCUCGGGGGCUCUGUGGGCGACCUGGGCACCUACAUACCCAUCGUCCUAGCUCUCACACUGGUCAACCACCUGGACCUCUCCACAACCCUCAUCUUCACGGCUCUCUACAACAUCUCCACCGGCUUUCUCUUCGGCAUUCCAAUGCCUGUCCAGCCCAUGAAGUCCAUCGCUGCCGUCGCCAUCUCCGACCCCCUCCUCUCUCUCCCCCAAAUCGCUGCCGCGGGUCUCUCCACUGCCGCCACCCUCUUCAUCCUCGGCGCCACUGGCCUCAUGUCCCUCCUCUACCGCUUCAUCCCCCUCCCCGUCGUCCGCGGCGUCCAGCUCUCCCAGGGCCUCGCCUUCGCCUUCUCCGCCAUCAAAUACAUCCGUUACAACCAGGACUUUUCCGCCGGAAAAUCCGGUCCGCCUAGAAAUUGGCUCGGCCUCGACGGAAUCGCACUUGCCCUUUUCGCUAUUCUGUUCUUGGUCUUGGUCACUGGCUCUGGUGAUUUUGGCGAUGAAGCUAUCCCCUUGGGUGUUCAUGAAGAAGAAAAUAAUUCUGUGAAUCGCUCUCGCCGCCGUGUGCGACGGAGAUUGCGGAUUAUGUCGUCAAUUCCAGCUGCUUUAAUUGUUUUUAUACUGGGUUUGGUGCUUUGCUUUAUUCGAGACCCUUCGAUUGUGAAGGAUCUUCGAUUUGGUCCAUCUAGAAUCCAUCUCCUAAGAAUUACGUGGGAAGAUUGGAAAAUUGGGUUCUUCCGCGGUGCAAUUCCGCAGAUCCCUUUAUCAAUUCUGAAUUCAGUGAUUGCUGUGUGUAAACUGUCAGCUGAUUUGUUCCCAGACCGGGAAGUGUCUGUGACUUCGGUUUCUGUCAGCGUUGGGGUCAUGAAUUUGGUGGGGUGCUGGUUUGGAGCAAUGCCAGUUUGCCACGGUGCCGGAGGACUGGCAGGGCAGUACCGGUUCGGUGGGAGGAGUGGCGCAUCAGUGGUGUUUUUGGGGCUUGGAAAGUUGCUGAUUGGGCUGGUAUUUGGGAAUUCUUUUGUAAGGAUAUUGGGGCAGUUUCCAAUUGGGAUUCUUGGGGUGCUUUUGCUGUUUGCUGGGAUUGAGUUAGCAAUGGCUUCAAGGGACAUGAACACCAAGGAAGAGUCAUUUGUGAUGUUGGUUUGUGCUGCUGUUUCAAUGACUGGAUCUAGUGCUGCAUUGGGCUUUGGCUGUGGCAUUUUGUUAUAUGGGCUAUUGAAACUGAGGCAGAUGGAAUGUUCUUGUUUUGGGAACUUCAAUUUCGACCCCAAACGGCCUGUUGCAGUGGAUGAUGAAACUAGUCUCAAUCCUUAGGUAUUCUUUUUGAUGAACAUGGGUUUUGGGACCGGUCUAUAUACAUCAUGUGGGAACGAACUCCUUGUUUCGGAUCGGGCCUUCCUUCUCACAUUAUUACCUGUAUGUAUCUAUUUAUUAUUUAGUGAUAACUGGUACAAUAUUAUUUGUAAUGCCUAUAUGUAUCUGUCAAAAGUGUUUCUAUCAAUUUAUUUCAGCCUCUCAUACCAAA
This is a messenger RNA of Vitis vinifera (wine grape), 1709 nucleotides long. Its product is annotated as molybdate transporter 2. Gene Ontology annotation, molecular function: molybdate ion transmembrane transporter activity. The record is from RefSeq and is marked validated. Gene Ontology annotation, biological process: molybdate ion transport. NCBI's taxonomy places the organism in Eukaryota, Viridiplantae, Streptophyta, Magnoliopsida, Vitales, Vitaceae.